This is a messenger RNA of Anopheles coustani, 1049 nucleotides long. Its product is annotated as lactosylceramide 4-alpha-galactosyltransferase-like. The transcript has 2 exons. Bases 6 to 1049 code for a protein of 347 amino acids. Gene Ontology annotation, molecular function: alpha-1,4-N-acetylgalactosaminyltransferase activity. The record is from RefSeq and is a predicted model, not a curated record. NCBI's taxonomy places the organism in Eukaryota, Metazoa, Arthropoda, Insecta, Diptera, Culicidae. Gene Ontology annotation, biological process: glycosphingolipid biosynthetic process.
UGGACAUGUUCUCCUCACGGUUGUCCUACUAUCUUCGUCUCGCCGCUCUCGCCCUAGCAAUUGUUCUGUUCUUUCGCACGUUGUUUAAAGGCCACGACAAAGCACCAACGUUAACCGACGAGCCAAUAAGCAGCUAUAAAUUCCUAGAGCCGUUCACGGAUGGCGAUGAGUUGCUUAAAUACAGAAACGUGUACUUUAUCGAAUCGUCCGCCCCGUUCCGAAACGUGGUCACGAUCGAACCGCGCCAUGCGUGUGCCAUCGAAGCGGCAGCACGCGCCAACCCGCGUAAGAACAUUAUCGUCCUACUAGCAGCUUGGAUCGACUUCACCGAGGCGGACCGACUGCAGAUACCGGACCUGAGCAGGUUAGCUGGCUUCCGGAACGUACACUUCCGGUGGCUAGACUUGGAGAAUUUCGCGCUGGACACCCCGGUCGACUCGGUGAUCAAAUCCGACGAGCUCUACAGUCUUCCCGAUGGUGUGGCGUUCCUUUCCGAGAUUCUGCGGAUGGUGCUGCUGUAUAAGUACGGUGGCAUCUAUCUUGACCUGGACGUGAUGACCCUGGCGCCGUUAGACUUGUACCAUCCGAACUUUUUCAGCGCUCAAUCGAUGACGAGUGCCGAUACGUCGGUAAUGGGGCUUGAGCGGGGAGACUAUGGGCAACAAUUCGCAAUGGAGUAUCUCGAAGAUAUCAAAUACUUCCACGAGAUAGGCGAAACCCGAAAUGGGUCCACUCUGCUGACGAACAAACUGCUGCAGGUCUGCGAGAAGGUCACGGUGCAUGAGAUAGUGGAAAACGGUUGCUUCAGCCUGUUAGACGUACACAGGCAGCAUGCAUUCCAUCCCUUCGAUGCGAGCAACAUUAACGUAAUGUUCGACUCGGCGUUGCUGGACGAGGCGAAACAGAUGCUGGCGAACUCGAUGGCCGUGCACAUGCUCCACCAUCACAGUCGGACACUGCAAAGUGAUUCCAACGGCGAAACGGGCUACGAGAUGGUAGCGAAAACCUACUGCCCAAAUGUGUAUUAUGCGAACGAGGGAGAAUUUUAA